GGGGCUCCGGGUAAAGUUUCAGCCUCCGCACGUGACUCGCCAUGGCCGCUGCCGUCGCCCCGCGCCCCUGAGCCGCGGCCCCCCGGACGGCUCCUCUCCCGGGACCCCACAACCCUGACGCCAAGCAGUGCCGAGGCGCCGGGUUAGGGCAGACGCCGUGCCCGCUGACUCUCCAGACGUGUUGCGUCCCCCUGCUGCGAGCACCACAGGACAUGGCCCCCCCAACUGCCUAGCUGGGGUCCAUCUAGGAGUGGCAUCUCUUUUGGUGCCCUGAAGGCCAGCUCUGAACCUUCCCAGGAAAGUGACAGCUCACAGAACUGCUUCGCCAAAGGACCAGCUCUUGGAAUAUUCCCCAACCCACCUGGCCCCCCAGCUAGGGUGGGGGCUCCAGAAGGCUGAGAUUGGUUUGUUGACGUUGGACAGCAGCUCCAGGACAGAAGAGGGGGGUGGGCUGACCACCCAAACCCCCUCUGGGCCCAGGCCCCAUGCCUCGAGGAGGGGCAGCCUGAAGCCCGCCACAGCUCCCUGCCAGACUAUCUGCCUGCCCUUCUGACUGUGGUCGCUUGGCAUGGCCAGCAACAGCAGCUCCUGCCCAACACCUGGGGGUGGGCACCUCAAUGGGUACCCGGUGCCUCCCUAUGCCUUCUUCUUCCCUCCUAUGCUGGGUGGACUCUCCCCACCAGGCCCUCUGACCACUCUCCAGCACCAGCUUCCAGUUAGUGGAUACAGCACACCAUCCCCAGCCACCAUUGAGACCCAGAGCAGCAGUUCCGAAGAGAUAGUGCCCAGCCCUCCCUCGCCACCCCCUCUGCCUCGCAUCUACAAGCCUUGCUUUGUCUGUCAAGACAAAUCCUCAGGCUACCACUAUGGGGUCAGCGCCUGUGAGGGCUGCAAGGGCUUCUUCCGCCGCAGUAUCCAGAAGAACAUGGUGUACACGUGUCACCGGGACAAGAACUGCAUCAUCAACAAGGUGACCCGGAACCGCUGCCAGUACUGCCGGCUGCAGAAGUGCUUCGAAGUGGGCAUGUCCAAGGAGUCUGUGAGGAACGACCGAAACAAGAAGAAGAAGGAGGCGCCCAAGCCCGAGUGCUCCGAGAGCUACACCUUGACGCCGGAGGUCGGGGAGCUCAUUGAGAAGGUGCGCAAAGCGCACCAGGAAACCUUCCCUGCCCUCUGCCAGCUGGGCAAAUAUACUACGAACAACAGCUCAGAACAGCGUGUGUCUCUGGACAUUGACCUCUGGGACAAGUUCAGUGAACUCUCCACCAAGUGCAUCAUUAAGACUGUGGAGUUCGCCAAGCAGCUGCCUGGUUUUACCACCCUCACCAUUGCCGACCAGAUCACCCUCCUCAAGGCUGCCUGCCUGGACAUCCUGAUCCUACGGAUCUGCACGCGGUACACGCCCGAACAGGACACAAUGACCUUCUCGGACGGGCUGACCCUGAACCGGACCCAGAUGCACAACGCUGGCUUCGGCCCCCUCACUGACCUGGUCUUUGCCUUCGCCAACCAGCUGCUGCCCCUGGAGAUGGAUGAUGCUGAGACUGGGCUGCUCAGUGCCAUCUGCCUCAUCUGUGGAGACCGGCAGGACCUGGAGCAGCCUGACAGGGUAGACAUGCUGCAGGAACCACUGCUUGAGGCGCUGAAGGUCUAUGUGCGGAAACGGAGGCCCAGCCGUCCCCACAUGUUCCCCAAGAUGCUGAUGAAGAUCACAGACCUGCGAAGCAUCAGCGCCAAAGGGGCUGAGCGAGUGAUCACGCUGAAGAUGGAGAUCCCAGGCUCCAUGCCACCUCUCAUCCAGGAAAUGCUGGAGAAUUCGGAGGGCUUGGACACUCUGAGCGGACAGCCGGGGGGCGGGGGACGGGAUGGGGGUGGCUUGGCGCCCCCGCCAGGCAGCUGUAGCCCCAGCCUCAGCCCCAGCUCCAACAGAAGCAGCCCAGCCACCCACUCGCCGUGACCACUGCGCCACUUGGACACAGCCCUGGCCCAUGCCCCGGCUUUCUCUGCCUCCUACCAACCACGCAACCCUGCCAGCCCUGCCCCCACCGGCCUCCCAGACAGAACUGGGGACCUUCCCAGGGGACAGGAGGGAGGAGGCAGCAACUCUCUGGACAAAGGCUUGGGCCCGCGAUGGACUGCCCUCUCUGCAGCCUGGGCUGACGUCGGGGGCCAGGCAGUGAGCCAAGUGAGGACCUGGGCCUGGACCUUGCGUUUGUCAAGACAGCCCUGCCCGCCUCGCCACAUCUUCAUCACCAGCAACGCCGGGACCUGGCUCCCCAUCCUCCAAACUCAAGCCAUUGCUCCCCGGUUGGGGAACCUCCCCCUGCCUCGGUUGGUGACAAAGGGGUGGCUGGGGUGGGGGGUUCCCCCUGUAUAUACCCUGCCAUACCAACACCCAGGUAUUAAUUCUCGCUGGUUUUGUUUUUAAUUUUUUUGUUUUGAUUUUUUUAAUAAGAAUUUUCAUUUUAAGCACAUUUAUACUGAAGGAAUUUGUGCUGUGUAUUGGGGGGAGCUGGAUCCAGAGCUGGAGGUGGGUGGGUCCUGGGGGAGGGAAGUGGCUCAGAAGGGCUCCCGCUCUCCCUCUGCGUCCCUGUCCCUCCAGCCCUCCUCCUCAGCCUUCUCCUCUUCAGUUUUCUCUUUAAUACUGUGAAGUACUAACUUUCCGUGGCCUGUCUUCCCCUCUGACUGGGGGAGCAGCCAGCCCCUUCCUCCCUCUUCCUAACCACUGGGUGUGGACAGUUUCGGGUAACCCUUGGAAGGAGGGGUCCUGGCCUUUGGCAUCUGCCUCCACUCAAUGACAAGUGGGGUAGGGGGAAGGACUGGGGUCCCUGGGGACGUGUAGAGUGCUUCUCUACAAUGUCUCUGCCUGUCAGGGCCCAAGUCAUCCAAGCCCCUAGCCCCACUGUGAAGGGGCCAGCCAGGGGUUCUGAGCUGCCUCUGCCCCCAGCCUCACAGCCACCAGCACCCCAAGGGGUCCCUGGACACACACACACAAACACACACACACACACACACACACGAGUUGAUGGGCUGACACACUUAGCCUGAGUUCCUCCAUUUCCCUGGCCUAUCCUCUAAUCCUGGCUUGCCCCACACCCAUGCCCCCUUCUUUUCCCGCAGGACGGGUGUAUGGGGGGGUCCCCUUCCCUUACCCCUGCACCUCUGGGCUGGGGGAGCUGGCUCUGCCCUGCCCUCCUGGCCCCAGGGCUGGGGUCCCAUCCCCCGGAGCCCACUGGCGCACCUGUUACUGUUGGACUUUCCACUGAGAUCUACUGGAUAAAGAAUAAAGUUAUAUUUAUUCUA
Marmota flaviventris (yellow-bellied marmot) is the source of this 3303-nucleotide messenger RNA. RefSeq names its product retinoic acid receptor alpha (gene Rara). Gene Ontology annotation, cellular component: transcription regulator complex; nucleus. The record is from RefSeq and is a predicted model, not a curated record. Gene Ontology annotation, molecular function: zinc ion binding; nuclear receptor activity; RNA polymerase II cis-regulatory region sequence-specific DNA binding. Lineage: Eukaryota; Metazoa; Chordata; Mammalia; Rodentia; Sciuridae. Gene Ontology annotation, biological process: retinoic acid receptor signaling pathway; cellular response to corticotropin-releasing hormone stimulus; regulation of transcription by RNA polymerase II.